GCGCACAGCAUUAGAAGUAAACAGUAAUCCCUUUAAAUGGAUACUGUAUAUACAAAUAUUUGCUUUAGAUCCAUCACCAUACAGACAUAUUCACUUGUUAACUCUAUAACACGAAUUAUACAUCACGUGUCACAGUUAGCGGGCUAGCUUGUCGUUAACAAAAGACGAACAGGGAGGCAUGAAUGUUUUAUCCCAACUUAGCAAGUCGAAUGUGUGGAGGUGGAAAAUUUCGUCGUUCCAACAUGCAAAUGGACCAGUCCAAAGCAACAGAAAAAUCCAACAGUCUCUAUUUACACAAAUCUUUAAGCAACUCUAACACACUUUCACUCGGCAUACACUCGUCCUGUGCGUUUUCGGCCCAUUUGAGGUUACAGCGCUCCCUGCUGUUAGGAUUAGUGAUAAACUAAAAAAAAAAAAACAGACAGGAAAGACAAUUUGCUUGGAGAGCAUUCUAGAGAAAUUUUUUUCUAAGCUGUUUAUUUUUGUUACCCUUGUCCAUCUUUCCCAUGAUUGUGAACUUUGGAAUUCAAUCAUGUACAUGACUGGGUGCAUCAGCUGCCUGGUGGUUUUUAGCUGAUGGUGGUCUGUAGGUUGCGUGGCGUUAGAAGCGGAUCUACUUUCCGCCAACAGGGGGCGAUAUUUUACAGCGCUGCAGUCCCCGGAGCCUUGAGGGUCAGACUGGAAACGGCGCUGCAUCAAUAAUCCAGUGGCUUGAUAGGAAAAUGGAAAGAAUGAUGACUCAUAAGCAUCAACAAUCUCCUUUCUGAAGCCCUGAGAGAGCUCUUUGGAUCUCACCAUGGUGAUUCGUCUCACUUCAUCAAUUAAGAGCAAACCCAGCUAAAUGUCUGAGGUUUAAAUAAGAUGGAGACUUGGAGUAUAUGGUGUAUAAUGCUGAUCAGCUUGCUUCUUCCCAACUGCUCUGCCCACAAUGACUUCUAUACUUCUAUCGGCCAAAUGACAGAUCUGCUGUUUAUGGAGAAGGACCUGGUGACAUCUUUGAAAGACUAUAUCAAAGCAGAAGAGAGCAAGCUGGAACAGGUCAAACAUUGGGUUGAGAAAAUGGAGACACUAACAACAACUGCUACACAUGACCCUGAGGGUUUCCUUGGUCACCCAGUUAAUGCCUUCAAACUGAUGAAAAGACUGAACACAGAGUGGGCUGAAGUGGAAGACCUGGUGCUUAAAGACAUGUCUGAUGGAUUUAUCUCCAACCUAACCAUCCAACGGCAGUACUUUCCUAAUGAUGAAGAUCAGGCAGGAGCAGCCAAAGCUCUGCUCCGGCUUCAGGACACCUAUAAUCUAGAAACACAGGCUAUCUCCACUGGAGAUCUUCCUGGUUUGCCUACAGAUUUGCCAUAUAAGAGCACUCUGACAGUGGAGGACUGUUUUGAGUUGGGGAAGAUUGCGUACUCAGAGGCCGAUUACUAUCACACAGAGCUGUGGAUGACACAGGCUCUGAGACAGUUAGAUGAGGGUGAGGAGUCAAGCAUUGAUGCUGUGACCGUCCUGGACUACCUGAGCUACUCUGUUUACCAGCAGGGGGAACUAGAGAGAGCUCUGGAGCAUACGAAAAAAUUGCUGACACUAGAUGCAACUCAUCAGAGAGCCAAUGGCAACUUAAAGUACUUUGAAUACCAGCUGGCCAAGCAGAGAAAAGUGGAGAAGGAGCAGAGUGGAACAGAGGAGGAGAAAAAGGAUAGAGAAAAGAGAGAGGCAGAGAGGAAAAAGGAUUUCCAUACAGAGAGGAGGAAAUAUGAGCAACUUUGCAGAGGUGAAGGAAUCAGGCUGACCCCACGCAAACAGAGCCGACUGUUUUGCCGUUUCUACGACAACGACAGGCAUCCAUACUAUAUCCUGGGCCCUGUGAAACAAGAGGAUGAGUGGGACCAGCCAUGGAUUGUACGUUACCACAACAUCAUCAGUGAAUGGGAGAUGGAAAAAAUAAAGGAACUAGCCAAGCCCAGGCUGCGCCGAGCCACCAUUUCCAACCCGGUCACUGGUGUACUGGAGACUGCCCACUAUCGUGUCAGCAAGAGUGCCUGGUUAGCAGCCUAUGAGCACCCAGUGGUGGACCGCAUUAAUCAGAGAAUUGAGGAUCUUACAGGUUUGGAUGUUACCACAGCAGAGGAGCUACAGGUGGCUAAUUAUGGUGUAGGAGGCCAAUAUGAACCACACUUUGACUUUGGACGGAAAGACGAGCCAGACGCCUUUAAGGAACUGGGCACAGGGAAUCGCAUUGCCACCUGGCUCUUCUAUAUGAGUGAUGUGGCAGCAGGGGGUGCCACAGUAUUCCCUGAAGUAGGAGCAGCAGUAAAGCCAAUAAAGGGUACAGCAGUGUUCUGGUAUAACCUGUUUCCAAGUGGAGAGGGAGACUACAGCACAAGGCAUGCUGCAUGCCCUGUACUUAUGGGCAAUAAAUGGGUUUCAAACAAGUGGAUCCAUGAAAGAGGGCAGGAGUUCAGGCGGCCCUGUGGACUGCAUAAGAUAGACUGAUGAUAACCUCCGUCACCCUGACCUUCUCCUAGCUUGUGUCCAGUUUGUGGUUUAAGGCCUAUAAGUCCUGAUGAAACCCCCAGCCCCACCCACAUUUGCCUUUAACAAUCAACUUAGGUCUUGCCGUAUUUUUAUUUUUAUUUGAAUGAAUGUGUGUGUCUGCCAACAAAUUACUCUGAUGCCAUUGGUGCCUUUUAUCAUUGCUCAAAAUAGCUGCAGAGAAGAAAGCUGUCCCUCAUGACACUCCAUCUUUCCAGGUCUUAAUAUAGCUGAGGUACUAUAGGGAAAAUCUCAAAACUUCAAUAAAGUAUUCACACAGUACCAGAUUUAACUGAGCUCACAAAUCAGAAAAAGACAUUUCAAACCAAAACGUAUUUCAUCUAAACAUUUCUUGCACAAAACCUCUACACUCUGGAAUCCUAAAGUUGGAUUUUAGCUACGACUAUCAGAUUCCAUUAGCUGAGCCAAUUGCAAUACCUUGGCUUGUGUGUGUGUGUGUGUGUGUGUGUCUGUCUGUCUGUCUGUCUGUCCAUGUGUAGGGGAGGUAAAGGUUUGGCUCAUUGCACUGAUUAUCCUACAGGAAUCCUGACUAGGGUUAAGGCUUAUGGACCUCUUUCCCCUGAAUGUCCACCAUGUUCAUUACACCCCCCCCCACCACCAUUCUUAAGCGCACAAAUACACAUGCACACAUACACACGCACGCACACACACACCCCAGUCUGAUGCCAGGAUAUUGUUUAAGGCUCCACUUGCACUGAGGUCAUUCACCCAGCGCUAAACAAAUUUGUCAUGUUUAAAAACUAAGGUACACUGUUUAAGGUUGCUUUUUCCUAAAGUGAAACUAGGAUUAAAGAACAUUGCUUUUGGCAUUUGGCAGGCGUCCUUAUCCUGCACGACUUUGUUUAUCUAAUUUAUACAACUGAGCAGUUGAGGGUUUAGGGUCUUGCUCACCAGAGGCAGCUUAGUGAUCCUGGGAUUUAAAUUCAGAAGCUUCUGAUCAGUAAUCCAAUGCCUUAACCACUUCAGCUACCACUCCCAAUAAAUAUAAAGUGCCCCUGGAAAUACUGGAUAUACAAAUCUUUCAUGCAAACAGUGAAUGAAAUGUGCUAGGUAUAUGUGCUAUUCCAAUUACAGUGGCUACACAAAGGUUUGCUAGCAGAGAAGCAAAUGAUGUGUUAGUGUUUCAUCAUUUCAGAGUAUUUCUUUUUGUAAUGAUAGUGAGACUAUAACACUCCAGGUACUCAAACUAUCUGAAAUGAAACCCUCCAUUUAUAUAUCAUUUCGUGUCUUUUCACUCAAGUGACACUUAAUAUUUGUGGGCAAAUACUGUAAAUGUGUGAACAUUGUUUACUACAGAAAUAAAGAAUUCCCUGAUCUGUU
Hemibagrus wyckioides is the source of this 3873-nucleotide messenger RNA. RefSeq names its product prolyl 4-hydroxylase, alpha polypeptide I a (gene p4ha1a). Gene Ontology annotation, molecular function: iron ion binding; procollagen-proline 4-dioxygenase activity; L-ascorbic acid binding. The coding region runs from base 862 to 2493 and encodes 543 amino acids. The transcript is spliced from 16 exons. The record is from RefSeq and is a predicted model, not a curated record. Gene Ontology annotation, cellular component: endoplasmic reticulum. Gene Ontology annotation, biological process: peptidyl-proline hydroxylation to 4-hydroxy-L-proline. NCBI's taxonomy places the organism in Eukaryota, Metazoa, Chordata, Actinopteri, Siluriformes, Bagridae.